Hirundo rustica (Barn swallow) is the source of this 1134-nucleotide messenger RNA. Its product is annotated as keratin-associated protein 5-1-like. Bases 1 to 1134 code for a protein of 377 amino acids. The transcript is spliced from 2 exons. The record is from RefSeq and is a predicted model, not a curated record. NCBI's taxonomy places the organism in Eukaryota, Metazoa, Chordata, Aves, Passeriformes, Hirundinidae.
AUGUCACCAGGGCUAUGUGGUGUCCCCAGGGAUGUCACAGGGGCUGUGUGGUGUCCCCAGGGAUGUCACCAGGGCUAUGUGGUGUCCCCAGGGAUGCCACAGGGGCUGUGUGGUGUCCCCAGGGAUGUCAUAGGGGCUGUGUGGUGUCCCCAGGGAUGUCACUCGGGCUGUGUGGUGUGCCCAGGGAUGUCACAGGGGCUGUGUGGUGCCCCCAGGGAUGUCAUAGGGGCUGUGUGGUGUCCCCAGGGAUGUCCCCAGGGCUGUGUGGUGCCCCCAGGGAUGUCACCAGGGCUGUGUGGUGUCCCCAGGGAUGUCAUAGGGGCUGUGUGGUGUCCCCAGGGAUGUCCCCAGGGCUGUGUGGUGCCCCCAGGGAUGUCACCGGGGCUGUGUGGUGUCCCCAGGGAUGCCACAGGGGCUGUGUGGUGUCCCCAGGGAUGUCACAGGGUCUGUGUGGUGUCCCCAGGGAUGUCCCCAGGGCUGUGUGGUGUCCCCAGGGAUGUCACUCGGGCUGUGUGGUGCCCCCAGGGAUGUCAUAGGGGCUGUGUGGUGUCCCCAGGGAUGUCCCCAGGGCUGUGUGGUGUCCCCAGGGAUGCCACAGGGGCUGUGUGGUGUCCCCAGGGAUGUCACAGGGUCUGUGUGGUGUCCCCAGGGAUGUCCCCAGGGCUGUGUGGUGUCCCCAGGGAUGUCACACGGGCUGGGGACCGGGGCAGGGUGCCUGCCCUCGGUGCGCAGCUCCUUGGGAGCCGGAGGGAAAUCCUUCCCUGGGGAAGGGGAAACCUUCCCCUGUGCUGCCUGCGUGGGUUUGCGCCUCUGGGCAGAGAGACAACAGUCUGCUCCACAUCAUCAGCCUGGAUCAGUAGGAAAAAAAAGCCAUGGCCUCGGGUGGGAAUGUGGGCAGGGGAGGCAGAGCAGCUCUGCUGGGCUUGGGGGACGAAAAAAGCUCCUCAUCCCUCUCCCUGCCGCUCUGUCGGUGUCGGGAUGCUGCUGCGUUGUGACAUUUCCCAAAGCCCCCCGGCGCCCCGUGGCACCGGAUUUAAUUGUCCUCCUUCCCCCGGGCUGCUGCUCUCCGCCCUCUCCUUCGCCAGCUCCUGGCUGCGGCUGCUGAUCCAUCAGACCUGGACCAGCCCUGGCUGA